Molecule: messenger RNA, 450 nt
Organism: Zingiber officinale
Lineage: Eukaryota; Viridiplantae; Streptophyta; Magnoliopsida; Zingiberales; Zingiberaceae
Product: probable protein S-acyltransferase 22
Exons: 4
Coding region: 79-450 (123 amino acids)
Source: RefSeq, a predicted model, not a curated record
UUUCAUUCUGAUUGACUAUUGAUUGGUCUCCAUGCUUUGUGCACCUUGGGCCAGCUUAUUCUGCAGUGGGCUGUUGGGAUGCUUGUGCUGAUACUGUGUUUUGUUGAGAGAAGGAGAUUUUCUGCUGAAAUUGUUUCAAAGCUGGGUAGUAGCUUUUCCUUGGCACCCUUUAUCAUUGUGGUGGCUGUGUGCACUUUAUUAGCCAUGGUUGCUACUCUUCCAGUUGCACAACUUUUCUUCUUCCAUAUUCUUUUAAUAAAAAAGGGAAUCAGCACCUAUGAUUACAUUAUUGCUUUGAGGGAGCAAGAUCAGGAGCAGGAGCAACUUGCUGUUGGUGGGCAGCAAAGUCCGCAAAUGUCCCAAGUGAGCUCUUUUACUGGACUAAGCAGCACCAGUCCGCAAAUGUCCGCAAAUCAACCGGUAGGUGGCCCCCUUCACAAAGUUGACUGA